CCGCACAUCGAGAUUCCAAAGCCCUCCUCUUCGGCUUUCGUCUCCGCGCCCUAGGGUUUCUCUGCCUCGCCGGGGAAGCGAUGCAGCCGCCGCACCAGCCGCCGAUGAACGGGCAACACGGCCCGCCCCCGCCGCAGGGAUCCGGGGUGCCCACCCCUCCGCAGCAGCAGGCGCCCGCGCCGCCGUACUACCAGCAGCAGGCGCCGCCGCCGCCGCAGUACUACCAGCAGGCCCCCCCGCAGCCGUGGGGGCAGCAGCAGCAGUACGCUCCACCGCCGCAGCAGUAUGCGCCACCACCGCAGCACUACGCCCCUCCGCCACAGCAGCAGUACGCUCCUCCUCCGCCGCAGCAGUACGCUCCUCCGCCGCCGCAGUACGCGCAGCCACCGCAGUAUGGGACCACGCCGGGAACCGGUGAGGUCAGGACGCUGUGGAUCGGAGAUCUUCAGUACUGGAUGGACGAGAACUACCUCCACUACACUGCCUUCGCGCCUGUGUGUCAACAGAUUGCCUCUGUAAAAAUUAUAAGGAACAAGCAGACUGGGCAUUCAGAAGGUUAUGGUUUUAUUGAGUUUUACUCUCAAGCCGCUGCAGAACAUACUCUGAUGAACUUCAAUGGGCAGAUGAUGCCGAAUGUUGAGAUGGCUUAUAAGCUUAACUGGGCUUCUGGCAGCGCUGGGGAUAAGCGUGGAGAUAGUGGUUCUGAUCACACAAUAUUUGUUGGUGAUUUGGCUCCUGAUGUUACUGACUCUAUGUUGGAAGACAUGUUCAGAGCGAACUACCCUUCAGUUAGAGGAGCUAAAGUUGUUGUUGAUAGGAUCACUGGACGGCCCAAAGGAUAUGGUUUCGUGCGUUUUGGAGAUCUGAAUGAGCAGGCACGUGCUAUGACCGAGAUGAAUGGAAUGAUGUUAUCUACAAGGCAAAUAAGGAUUGGUGCUGCAGCUAACAAGAAGAAUAUGGAUGCUCAGCAGACAUAUGCAUCUAACGGAGCAUACCAGAGCUCUCAAGGAAUUUCUUCAGAGAAUGAUCCAAACAAUACAACAGUAUUUGUGGGUGGGUUAGAUUCCAAUGUAAAUGAGGAGUAUCUAAGGCAAAUUUUUACUCCGCACGGAGAAAUUUCCUAUGUGAAGAUUCCUGUAGGCAAGCAUUGUGGAUUUGUUCAAUUUACCAGCAGGUCAUGUGCUGAGGAAGCCAUCCAAAUGCUGAAUGGGAGUCAGAUUGGUGGGCAGAAAGUUCGGCUUUCAUGGGGCCGUACUCAAAACAGACAGGCUUCUCAGCAAGAUGCCAACAGCCAGUAUAAUGGGAACAGCUAUUAUGGAUACCGACAGCAGGGUUAUGAAGGUUAUGGCUAUGCUGCACCCAAUACACAAGACCCAAGCAUGCAAAACUACUAUGGAUACCCUGGUUAUGGUAACUAUGAGCAGCAGCAGCAGCAGCAGCAGUCAACACAGGAACAGCAGCAGCAGCCUCCACCAGCACAGGAGCAGCAGCAACAGCAGCCUCCACAGCAGUGAUGAUCAUGCACUUCUGGAGAUCUAUCAGAUCAGAGGGAUGGUAGAGUCACAGGCCACUGCCUAAUGAGACAGAUAUGGAGGUCAUGUAGUUGCAUGGGUGCGGUUGGACUUGUUCUUGGGGACCAGUGUUAAUUGAUGAUGGCACUCCACACUCCAGAUGUUUCUUUUGUUUGUCGUUGAGAUCUUGACCGUUAAAGUAUGCUCUGUUGAGAUUGAUGUCUUCGUCAGAUUGUUAUUGUGAGCUGUCUGGGUAGGGUGGUGGUCAAA
Messenger RNA from Sorghum bicolor (sorghum), 1781 nucleotides. Its product is annotated as polyadenylate-binding protein RBP45. The coding region runs from base 81 to 1514 and encodes 477 amino acids. Gene Ontology annotation, molecular function: mRNA binding. The record is from RefSeq and is a predicted model, not a curated record. The transcript has 7 exons. NCBI's taxonomy places the organism in Eukaryota, Viridiplantae, Streptophyta, Magnoliopsida, Poales, Poaceae. Gene Ontology annotation, cellular component: cytosol.